AUGGUUCAUGAGAAGACUCCGGAGGAGAAGAAACGCAUUCGAGAUAUACUGGAGAAUUCUUUUCUCUUCAGCUCUCUUGAAGCUGAAGACAUAGAGGUUGUGCUGGGGGCGUUUGAAGGUUUGUCUGUAGCUAAGGGGACAGUAAUAAUAAAGCAAGGUGAAGACGGUGAUAAAUUAUAUUUAAUAGAAGAAGGAGAAGCAAAUGUUUAUAAAACAAUUAAGCAGCAGCAGCAGCAUGAUCAGCAGCAUGAUCAGCAGCAUGAUCAGCAGCAUGAUCAGCAGCAGAAGGAUGAGGAGCAGCAGCAGCUUGUUAAUGUUAUGAAGAAAGGCGAAGCAUUCGGAGAGCUUGCUUUAAUGUAUAAUUCUCCUAGAGCUGCUACUGUAACCGCAGCAACAGACUUAAAGCUGUGGAGUCUCGAUAGAGAGACCUUCACACAUAUUGUUAGAGAUGCAGCAGCAAAAAAGAGAGAGCUCUAUGAAGACAGCCUUAAAGAGCAACAGCAGAUAUUGCUGGUGCUAAAGCAGCAGAUGCAGCAGCAGAUUGCAGCAGCAGAUGCAGCAGCGAUGGUGGCAAUGGAGGCAGCGGCAGCAACAACUGCAGCAGCAGUAGGGGCAGCGGGAGCUGCUGCAGCAGCAGCAGCAGCAGCAGCAGCAGCAGCAGCAGAUGCAGCAGCAGCAAUGAGAAGGGUAGCAGCAGAAGAAGAGCAGCAAGACGGUGGAGACAGACAGAGAGAGAGACAGCUUUGA
Molecule: messenger RNA, 747 nt
Organism: Eimeria acervulina
Lineage: Eukaryota; Apicomplexa; Conoidasida; Eucoccidiorida; Eimeriidae
Product: CAMP-dependent protein kinase regulatory subunit, putative
Exons: 4
Coding region: 1-747 (248 amino acids)
Source: RefSeq, a predicted model, not a curated record